AUGCUCGCUUUCGCUCCCUCGCUCCUCCUCGCUUUCGUCUUCCCAUCCUCCGUGUUGGGAGAGUCUCUACCCCAAAGCAGCAUCGCCACGGCCGCUCCGCCGCCAUGCGCGCUGGAAUGCGGCGUCAAGAUUCUCACAGAAUUCCAAUGUCUGCCUCAGAACUCAUGCUACUGCAAUGAUGUGGUAAUGAGCCAGGCUCUGACGAACUGUGUGACUUCAACCUGUGCGUUUGCAGACCAGCUCAAAGCGGCCAAGUACCGAGCCGACAUUUGCGGCCAACCGAUCAGGAAUCGAUCACACUACGCCAGACAUGCGGCGCCUAUUCUGUUCUCGUUGGCCAUGGCUUUUGUGAUUGCUCGCAUGCUCUCACGCUGCCCAGCCUUGUCAGGCGCGGGCUACAAAGCGGAUGAUUAUAUCGUCGCGCUACUUAUUAUUCCCACGAUCGCCAUGUUCGUCGUGUCACAAUACACUGUCAGGAAUGGGUCUGGGCAGGAUUUGUACGAGUUGUCACCAUUACAGAUCAAGACAUAUCUCAAGUGGUUCCUCGCUGGACAAGUCGCACUCUUCAUGGUUAUCUUCGGCACCAAACUCAGCUUGGUCUGCUUGUAUCUGCGAAUCUGGCACCCUUUCGACGGUCGCACCUGGUUCCAUUUCACCUGCUAUGGUCUCGCGGCAAUGUUGUCCAUUGCGCUCAUUGUCUCGUGUACCACUGUGACACUCGCAUGCCGACCUAUUGCUGCGUACUGGGACCUCACUCUCCGGCCGCAGGCAACGUGCUUGAAUUCGACAGGGCUUCAUUAUGGAUUUGCUUCUGUCAAUCUGGUCCUCGAUCUGGCCGUUCUGAUCAUGCCAAUGUCACGAAUCAUGAAACUCAGGGUAUCGGGUCCUCGCAAGUUAGGCUUACUCGCAACCUUCGCAAUCGGCGCUUUAGUCACCGCGUGCAGCGUAGUCCGCAUAGUCCUCCUCAAGCAGACUGAAAACACAACGAACCCCACCUACGACUUCUCUCCAGCUGGACGACUAGGCGUGGUCGAACUCAACGCCUCUGUCAUCACCUGCUGUAUGCCAGCAACAGCAGGACUAGCAAGGCGCCUCUGGGGCAAGGGCAUACAACCACUCUGGACAUCAUUGCACUCCCAGAGGUCUACAGCCGAUCAACUCGUUAGCAAUACCAGUACAGUCGACUCAUCCACAACCUGGAACACAGAAAAGUCGAAUUAUGGGAGGUAUAUCGCGCCCAAUGUACCCAGCCCAGCGGCCUAUCGCGCGGGAAGUUAUUAGGUUCAACUCCAUCGUGCUAAAUGUCACGUAGACAGGUUGCCGCAAAAAGAGCGGCAGCUUUAUUGCCAGAUACCAACAGUACAUCGACAGGAAGCAACAGCACGUCGAGAGCAGAUGACAGUAUAUCGAAACGAAUUAUGACAGUACUUCUUCCAGCG
Cercospora beticola is the source of this 1439-nucleotide messenger RNA. RefSeq lists its product as uncharacterized. The record is from RefSeq and is a predicted model, not a curated record. Lineage: Eukaryota; Fungi; Ascomycota; Dothideomycetes; Mycosphaerellales; Mycosphaerellaceae.